UGUAACGAGGCCCUUCCCUAUCACUGCCCAACUGCGCCGAUCUGGCCGGAGCUUCCCACCGCCGGUGAUCGUACAUCUCCGUAACAAUUGCAUCAACUGAUCGGCGAUUCCUCUCCGCUUGAGCUAAAUCAUCAACAGCUGAUCAGAAGUAACUGUACACUUGACGAUCUAAUUUGAAGAUCAUUCCUGUCUAGCUCUAUCUGUAGCAAUGACAAAGAUGAGGAGGCUCGGUCGUCCCACUGGUCAUCGGAUGUCUAUGCUUAGGACAAUGGUUUCCCAGCUGGUGAAACAUGAGCGGAUAGAAACUACUGUUGCAAAGGCCAAAGAAGUCCGGCGACUUGCAGAUAGAAUGGUGCAGCUUGGGAAAGAGGGUACACUUUCUGCUGCAAGACGCGCUGCAGCCUUUGUCCGAGGGGAUGAUGUCAUCCACAAAUUGUUCCAUGAAUUCGCAUACCGAUACAAAGAUAGAGCUGGUGGGUACACAAGAUUCCUGAGAACUCGUAUUCGUGUUGGUGACGCAGCACCAAUGGGCUUUAUUGAGUUUAUUGAUAGAGAGAAUGAACUUAGGCAGUCAAAGCCAGCAACCCCUCAACCGCCACAAAGAGCAGGUAUGGAUCCGUGGACAAGAUCUCGUCUCACCAGGCAAUUCGCACCUCCAAAAGAGGAAAAAACCACUUCUUCUAGUUCCGAGGAUUGAGGAUUGAUUCUCCUAUGUUGAAUGCUUUCUUAAGCAUUCCGGCAUCAGUUAUUUCCUACAUUGCUGCAACUAAUAUUAUCGUUGAGAGUCUCGUUUCAGGCAUGCUGAUUUGGAAACCG
This is a messenger RNA of Impatiens glandulifera, 816 nucleotides long. Its product is annotated as 50S ribosomal protein L17-like. Gene Ontology annotation, biological process: translation. The record is from RefSeq and is a predicted model, not a curated record. Gene Ontology annotation, molecular function: structural constituent of ribosome. The coding region runs from base 209 to 697 and encodes 162 amino acids. NCBI's taxonomy places the organism in Eukaryota, Viridiplantae, Streptophyta, Magnoliopsida, Ericales, Balsaminaceae. Gene Ontology annotation, cellular component: ribosome; large ribosomal subunit. The transcript has 7 exons.